Molecule: messenger RNA, 2435 nt
Organism: Capsicum annuum
Lineage: Eukaryota; Viridiplantae; Streptophyta; Magnoliopsida; Solanales; Solanaceae
Exons: 7
Coding region: 841-1989 (382 amino acids)
Biological process (GO): regulation of DNA-templated transcription
Molecular function (GO): DNA binding
Source: RefSeq, a predicted model, not a curated record
AUUUUCCAUUUUGAUGAUAAUGUUGCUCAUUCUUUUUUUUUAUUAUUGGGUUCUUGAAAAUUCUUAUAUUUUGAACUGUUUUUGCUCUAUUCUUGAUCAUUGUCCUGCUAUGUUACUGGAUUGUUUUGUUCUUGUUCACCUGCUGAUCACCCAGCCCCCCCCACCCCCACCCCCACCCCACACACACACCAGAAAGAACAUGCAAAUUUCAGAAUUAAACUAGAAGAAUUUGUUCUUUUUCUACUGAUUGUUGUUUUGAGAGUUGAUGUAUCAGAUGGUCAUUCAAGAAGAAAGGUUAGUUGAGUGACUGUGAGAAAUCAACCAGUUGUUUUGAUGGUUUCCAAUUAUGUGUAUAUGACAAUAAUAGCAAAAAAGAGACCAGAAUGUGAUGUCUAUGAUAUCCAAGAGGAGAUUUUGAAGGUCUUUUUCAAGUCAAGACUUAGUAAAUGGGAUAAUGUUUGGGUGCAGUUUUAAUUAUCAUUUGAGGUUGAUGAAAGUUACUUCUGAAAAUGAACUGGCUGAUUUCUUAAUUUGCGAAAUUUGCAACCUAGAAAUCUUUCCGUAAAAAGUUAUCAGCAUUAAAUUCUAAUUUUGUUCAAAUGAGUUCUGAUAUAUCUUAAGGAAAGCCUUGGCGUAACUGGUAAAGUUCAAAAAUGCAGGGUGAGGCUACGUCCGAUAGAGCCUUGUGGUCCAGCCCUUUCGUGGACCCAGCACAUAGCGGGAGCCUUAGUGCACUGGGCUGACCCUUUUUUUAAAAAAAGAAAAAAAUACUUUUUGAUAUAUCUGAGAAGUAGAUCGGAGCGCUAGCUUUUCCAGCUUUGAUCUAUUUCAUCGUCUACCAUGCAUCCUCUGGCUCCGUCAGCUCCACCUCCAGGUUUUAUGAGUUCCCAUUGGACUGAUGAUGAAAUCAUUUUGUCCCUUGACCAGAUUAACCGAGGAUCACCCAUCCCUGAUGAUGUGAUUGUCGAUAAUCCCUAUCUGUAUGAUCCUUCAAAUUUGCAAGAUGGAGCAUGGUUUUUUGUAAGAAGAGCUGAGGAAAAAGAGACGAAACAUGGGCUCUGGAGAGCAAAAGGUGCAGCCUGUGAAAUAUUUGCAAAUUCUGCCAUCAGUGGUUGGAGAACCACUUUUGAAUUUUCUCAAAUCCAAGCCCCUAUUGAAGAGAAAACUGUAUGGAUGAUACAAGAGUACAAAAUAACACUGAAAGGGCAGCAUGAUCAGACCAAAUCACAGGAGUCUGCACUUUGUAGAGUUUUCAGUUGCUGUAAUGAGACGAAGCCAGAGCAACGCGACGAUCUUGACACCUUGGACUUCCUUAGCUUGAUGUCAGUAUUUGAGCUACACACUAGCAGUAGCAAUGGGCAACGUUCAAUUGGUGAACCCCAGGUAAACAGCCAGGCAGAAGGGGUUGUGUCAUCACUUAUCGACAAAUCUGGAGAUCACUCUGAUGAUGAUUGCAUUUUAAGAGGAGACUACCUGGAAUUGAACGACCUUGUUGAUGCAGCAUCACAUUCGUCGAGUUCAGAGAGUUCAAGCCGCCCGAGCUUCGCAUCUGAUGAAUAUUUUGACUCUAUGGCACUUUUACGGGAUCUGGAUGAUGAUGAGAAGAAAGAGGACCUGAAUGGAAACGGUUCAAAUGGCAGUUAUAACACAAUGACAUGCGUUUUGCAGCCUGCACCUUUAGAGUCUCUUGUUAAAGGGGGUGAAGCUGCAGCCGAAGAAACUCAACAAGCUCCUGCCAUUAAUAAAUCCGAACCUCCCAGUGAGACAUCCACGGAUCAGGCUGCGAAGAGGCUGAAGGCUGAGCGUAUGGACGAAGGUCCAUCACACUCUUGUAGGCCAACGACAUCUUCCAGCAGCAGCAGCAGCAGCAGCGAUGAACCUGGACGUGUAGCAACAAGGGCAGAGAAAAGAACAAAGAAGCUUAUGAAGAACCUUUUCAAUACGGUCCGGAUUGCUAGCUCCCGAUUAAUUUGGAUUCGUGCUGGGUAGAGCUCCAUUCGAGAGUAGCGCUCCCUACCAAGGAUUUUUUCAUAUCCAGAGCUCGAACCCGAGACCUCUGGUUAAGGAAAGAGAAGCUCCAUCCAUUGCAUCACAUCCUUUGAUGGUUUGUAUAAGAAAUAUUCGGUUAUAUGGAGUGUAAAAUCAAAUCUUCACCAACAAAAUUCGAAUAAUCAACCAACUAAGCAACUAAAAUUCGUAUGCUUUAUUGUUUAGUUUUGUAACUUUUCACCCAUUUUAGGCGAAAAGAGUCAUGAUUUAUUUUUACCCAUUACUAAAAGCUCCCACCUCUUUUGCUCUUUGUUGACUCGAACUCACGACCUUUGAAUUUGAAGUGAGACGGUGAAUAAAGUCACAUGACUUAAAGAACAUUCCUACUGGACUUGUAAAAAUUGGUAUUUCAACUUCACAUUCAUAGACUUUAAAUAAUAUGUUAA